Messenger RNA from Fonsecaea erecta, 1377 nucleotides. RefSeq lists its product as hypothetical. NCBI's taxonomy places the organism in Eukaryota, Fungi, Ascomycota, Eurotiomycetes, Chaetothyriales, Herpotrichiellaceae. Bases 1 to 1377 code for a protein of 458 amino acids. The record is from RefSeq and is a predicted model, not a curated record. Gene Ontology annotation, molecular function: hydrolase activity, acting on carbon-nitrogen (but not peptide) bonds, in linear amidines. The transcript has 4 exons.
AUGGCCGUCAACGGCGUCAAUGGCACGCGAUCAAAGCAUGACAUUUCUAGCCUGAAAGUCAACCAAUCGCGGUUGAUGGAUGCCAUCCAUACUGGCUGCGAGUAUGGUGCUGCCCAUCGAUAUGGAGAUGAUCCGGUCGAGACUGGCAUGGCAAGGCUGAGUCUCAAUGACGCGGAUAAAGAAGUGCGGGACUGGUUCAUGGGUGUCGCCAAGUCCUUGAAUUGCAAGACAAGUAUUGAUCAGAUGGGGAACAUGUUCGCGGUGAGGCCAGGCAAGAACUCCAAAGCGCCUCCGAUAAUGAUGGGCUCACAUCUCGACACUCAACCGACUGGCGGGAGAUAUGAUGGCAUCUUGGGCGUCAAUGCUGGCUUGGAAGUCCUAAAGGUGUUGCACGAAAACAAUGUUGAGACUGAGGGGAGUAUCGGAGUGGUGAACUGGACCAACGAAGAGGGAGCACGCUUUCCCAUGAUGGCUGUGUCAUCUGGCGUCUGGGCUGAGGCUGUUCCUUUGGAAACGGCAUGGAACCUGCCCGAGGUGUCGCCGGGAGAAGAUGGACACCGGAAGACAAUGAAGCAAGAACUGGAACGGAUCGGAUAUCUUGGGUCACAGCCAGCAUCUUACAAAGCGUUUCCCAUAGCGGCCCACUUCGAAGUUCACAUCGAGCAAGGACCCAUCCUGGAGGCAGAGAAACGGAGAGUCGGGAUCGUCAAAGGUGUGCAAGCAUUCAAAUGGUUUGAAAUUACCGUAAAGGGGAGAGAUACUCAUGCCGGAACCACUCCUUUCCAGGCGAGAAUGGACUCCAUGCUGUGCGCUGCGAAGCUGAUUGUCGAAUCCAACACCAUUGCAAAGAAGCUUGGAGGCCUGGCGACAACCGGCAUCCUAAAUCAGCAACCUGGGUCGAUCAACACCAUGGCUCACACGGUCACCUUCACUCUGGACAUUCGCCACACUGAGGACGCCAAGCUCUCCGAGAUCGAACAAAAGUGCCGAUCAGAAUUUGCCAGGAUUGCAGAAAAAGAGAGCGAGAAGGGUUGCAAAGUGGAAUGGAAGGAAUUGGUGGAUAGCCCGGCAGUCAACUUUCAUGCGGAUUGUAUUGCUGCCGUCGAAGCGAGCGCGAAGGAGGUGUGUGAGGACCUCCCCAUGACUGCCGACGACGGACAACUGUGGAAGUAUAUGAUCAGCGGCGCCGGCCACGAUAGUUGUUACACCAACCGUCGUUGUCCAACAAGCAUGAUCUUCACCGUCACCAAGGACGGAAUCAGCCAUAACCCACAGGAAUAUUGCAGCCCGGAAGACUGCGCCAUUGGUGCCCAGGUCCUGCUUGGAGCAGUGUUGAGGUAUGACAAACUGCGAGCUGAAAGAGGAGACCUCGCCUGA